AAGGGCAUAGGUUAGAGCUUGGAGAGAUGGCGGUUACUAGUGACAGAAUGAGACUGGUGUACACGGCACUGGUGAGUCUGCUCGUCGGCGUCGCUCACGCCGUGGACCGCAGCAACUUUAAAACAUGCGAGCAGAGCGCUUUCUGCAAGCGUCAGAGAGAGCUAAUUCCUGGCCAGUCUCCAUACAGGGCUCUUCUGGAGACUCUGGAGCUCAGUGGCACUCGCCUCACUCUGCAGCUUAUCAAUGACAAUAACAAGGUGCGUUUGCUCCUGGAGUUGUACAGACUGCAGGGGAACAUGACACGUGUGAAGAUAAAUGAACUCAAACCGUUAAAACCGAGGUUUGAGGUCCCUGACGUUCUCAUUACGGACCCCCCCACAGAGCCUAUGUCAGUGGUGACACAGGAUGAGAAUGGGGUGGUCUUGUCUCUGGGCGGGGAGAACCAGAGACUCAUUGUGAGUGCUAAGCCUUUUCGGCUGGACAUCAUAGAGGGACCAGAGGUGCUCCUCUCUCUCAACUCCCGUGGUCUCCUCUCCUUUGAGCACCUCCGUCCACGCAAGGACACAAUCUCUCAUAGAAUAAGUGACACAGUCGGUAGCAUGUGGGACUCGAUCAAAAGCGUUUUCUCUAGUAAGAGUGAGACAGAAGCAGACCAUGCUGAAGGGAAGGAAGACGACCCGGAGCAGGAGGGAGAGAAGAACGGGAACGAAGAGGAGGAUAAACCCGGCAUGUGGGAGGAAACGUUUAAAUCUCACACGGACUCCAAACCUAAUGGUCCGACCUCCGUAAGUCUGGACUUUUCAUUUCCGGGGGUGGAGCAUGUAUACGGCAUUCCUGAACACGCAGACUCUCUCCGCCUCAGGAACACAGAUGGAGGGGAUCCGUACCGGCUCUAUAACCUGGACGUGUUUCAGUAUGAGCUGGACAACCCCAUGUCUCUGUACGGAGGUGUCCCCGUCCUGCUGUCUCACAGCCCCCACAGAACCAUGGGGCUGUUCUGGCUCAACGCCGCCGAAACCUGGGUGGACAUCAGCUCCAAUACCGCAGGACAGACGAUGUUUGGAAAGAUGGUAGACUACAUUCAGGGCUCCAGUGACAUUCCUCAGACAGACGUACGCUGGAUCUCAGAGAGUGGAAUCAUCGACGUCUUCAUCAUGCUGGGACCCAAACCCAAAGAUGUCUUCACACAGUAUGCCUCUCUCACAGGCACACAGGCCUUCCCUCCCCUCAGCACUCUGGGAUACCAUCAGUGUCGCUGGAACUACAAAGACCAGGAGGACGUGCAGAGCGUAGACCAGGGCUUCGACGAGCAUGACAUUCCAUACGACUUCAUUUGGCUGGACAUCGAACACACAGACGGCAAACGAUACUUCACCUGGGACCCCAACACUUUCCCCCAACCCAAAGACAUGCUACAGGGACUGGCCAACAAGAAACGCAAGUUGGUGGCGAUUGUGGACCCCCACAUCAAAGUGGACAGUGGCUAUAAGAUCUACAGUGAGCUUCGCUCCAAAGGCUUGUUUGUCAAAACCAAAGACGGAAGCGACUAUGAAGGCUGGUGCUGGCCAGGGAACUCGGGUUAUCCUGACUUUACCAACCCUGAGAUGAGAGCCUGGUGGGCCAGCCAGUUCGCCUACGACCAGUAUGAGGGUUCCAUGGAGAACCUGUUUGUGUGGAACGACAUGAACGAGCCGUCCAUAUUUAAUGGUCCAGAGGUGUCCAUGCACAAAGACGCUCUGCAUGGCAGCGUAGAGCACAGAGACCUCCACAAUCUUUACGGCUUCUACGUGCAAAUGGCGACCGCCCAGGGCCUGAUCCAGCGUUCGGGCGGUGUAGAGAGACCAUUCGUCCUGACCAGAUCGUUUUUUGCCGGAUCUCAGCGUUAUGGUGCGGUAUGGACAGGAGACAAUGCGGCAGAGUGGGGUCACCUGAAAGCCUCCAUUCCCAUGUGCCUGAGUCUGGGCCUGGUGGGCAUCUCCCAGUGUGGAGCUGAUGUCGGGGGAUUCUUUAAGCACCCCAGUGCGGAGCUCCUGGUGCGCUGGUAUCAGGCAGGUGCGUACCAGCCGUUUUUCCGUGGCCACGCCCACAUUGACACGCCCCGUCGCGAGCCCUGGCUCUUCGGCCCAGAGAACACGGCGCUGAUCCGAGAGGCCGUCCAACAGCGCUACACUCUCCUUCCCUACUGGUACCUGCUGUUCUACAAAGCGCACAGAACCGGAAUACCCGUCAUGAGACCACUGUGGGUGGAGUUUCCGGAGGAUGUGGACACAUUUGCUAUCCAGGACGAGUUUCUGCUUGGGAGAGACCUGCUGGUGCACCCAGUCGCUGAGGAAGGAGCUAAAGGAGUCACUGCCUACCUGCCUGGGAAAGGAGAGGUUUGGUAUGACGCCCACACGUUCCAGAAACACGAGGGAGGCCAAAACCUCUACAUUCCCGUCACCAUGUCAUCGAUCCCAGUAUUCCAGCGCGGGGGAUCCAUCAUCUGUAGGAAGAAUCGUGUGCGGAGGUCCUCUUCCUGUAUGGAGAAUGACCCUUACACCCUGUAUGUGGCACUGAGUCCACAGGGAACUGCUGCAGGCGAGCUCUACAUCGAUGACGGCCACACCUUCAACUUUGAGACUCAGAAGCAGUUUAUCCACAGGAGUCUGACCUUCUCCGACAACAAACUCACAUCCAGUAAUCUAGUUUUAGACGCUAAGUUCUCCACGUCGGCCUGGAUCGAGAAGGUGGUCAUCGCUGGAGCCUCUGAGCCCAAAGCUGUGACUCUGAAGAACUCUGACGGUACCGAGUCUUCUCUGGAGUUUGAGUUUGAUGCUGCCAUGGCAACGCUGACCAUUCGUAAACCAGGGGUGAAUGCUGGAGCUGACUGGACCAUACUGCUGAAGUAACACUGGAUCGCACGCACACACACACACGCACGCGCACGCACACACACAGAAACACACACAGACAUAUCAGUUUUACCAAAAAUGCCAAAACCUAAUUUUACAAAUGCACACUGGCACAUUAAAUCUGGCAAAAUUAUGUGAAUCAUAAGUGAAAAUACUAUAAACCCAUUCUCUCUCAAACACACACACACACGCACACACACACACGCGCAUAGCAUUUUACACAACAACAAAGAGCUCUUUCGUAAGAAGACGAGAUUUUCAGACACGUCCAGACGUUUGGAAUGGGUUGAAGAAACCAGACUGAUGGAAGGAUGAAGUGUGGUGAUAAAAAGAGAGAGAACAUUCUUCUCUCUUUCCAUUUCGAGGGGUUGCCACCAUCCAUUCAUUCAUUUUAUUUUUUUUUGUUUUUAAUUUUUGCAAGAUUUACUUCGAGUUUCAGAUGAUUAAAAUAUUCACAUGUCUGACUGGGACAGGCUGUUCGUCAGGACUCAUUUAUAUCAGAGUUGAAUACAUUUGACUGAAAAACCUGAAACCUUUUGCACUGACACUGUAUUCCUGCAUUUUUAAUGGUACAGUCAGUAUGAGAUCAUCCAAAAAAAAAAAUCAGCUAAAUUUAGAUUUGAAACUUAUAUGUCCACCGAGGUUUAAAAAGAAAAAAAAAACAAGGAGGAAGACAAAAAGAAAGCUAACAACCCAACUCAGCACCUUUUAACCGCUGCAUUCAUCCCCAUUCAGUUCAUAUCUAAAGCACCUUUUAACCGCUCCAUUCAUCCCCAUUCAGUUCAUAUCUUAAGCUUACUGUACUCUGAGGAGUUUUAAAGGAAAACACGCAUUGUUGGAAUAAAGAUGAUAUCUUGUUUACGUUUACCAGUAAAACUUGACAAGCACUGAUAAUGGUAAAAGAAAGAUACCACAUCCCAUUUGCUUUAUUAUUAUCUGUUCAUUUUAUUUUUUUUAAAAUGUUCCUGUCAGAUGUGCUCCACAUUGGUCUUGACAGCUGUUGCCUCCCGUGAAGCAAAUUGUCGUAUUUGAUUUGUGUGUAUACUGGUGCUGUAACUGAGUAGCUUUGAAUCGUUCCAGACUCUAAAGCCAUCAGAACAGAUGACAGUCUGUACAAGACCUCUCAAAUGACACAACUGGUUUUAACGAUUGGCACAACCCGGUGACACGGGAAAUGUAUCAAUAGCUUUUUUUUGUUGUUUUUUUUCUGCAGUCAACUGAUUUGUAUUGAAUAUAAGUGAGGGUGAGGAGAGAGUGUCAGACUUGGUUGAAGUAAAAUGUGACCACAUAUGUCGAAAGAUGUUUUAAAGUGUGAAUCUCGUUCAAUCAAACGGAGAUGAAUGAAAUUAAAAAAAGAGCAUACAUUCCAACCGCUA
This is a messenger RNA of Chanos chanos (milkfish), 4267 nucleotides long. RefSeq names its product neutral alpha-glucosidase AB. The coding region runs from base 27 to 2888 and encodes 953 amino acids. The record is from RefSeq and is a predicted model, not a curated record. The transcript has 25 exons. Gene Ontology annotation, cellular component: glucosidase II complex. Gene Ontology annotation, molecular function: carbohydrate binding; glucan 1,3-alpha-glucosidase activity. Gene Ontology annotation, biological process: N-glycan processing; carbohydrate metabolic process. NCBI's taxonomy places the organism in Eukaryota, Metazoa, Chordata, Actinopteri, Gonorynchiformes, Chanidae.